AUGCCAUUCCCGGACCUGCUCCAAGUCGGUUUCGACGGGCACGGCUCAGACAACGGGCCGGGGGGCAGUGGGGCCGGCGGAGGGGGCGGCGGGGGCGGCGGCAGUGGCGGGGGCUCGGACAGCUCGGGAGUAGUCGUAGCCGGAGUCCCUGCCACAGCCGGCAGCGCCGCCGUAGUCGGUGCGGGAGGCGGCGAGGGCAACCGCACCUUCCCGGGGGGCCCGGGGGUCGCGUGCCCAGCGGGCAGCCCUGGCAGCGGGGGCGAGGUGAACGACACAGCUGCCGUGGGGGGUGUGGUGGUGAGCGCCCAGGCGCUGGGCGUCGGGGUCUUUCUGGCCGCCUUCAUCCUCGCGGCCAUAGCUGGCAACCUGCUGGUCAUCCUGUCGGUGGCAUGCAAUCGCCACCUGCAGACCGUCACCAACUACUUCAUCGUCAACCUGGCGGUGGCCGACCUGCUGCUCAGCGCCACGGUGCUGCCCUUCUCGGCCACCAUGGAGGUUCUGGGCUUCUGGGCCUUCGGCCGGGCCUUCUGCGACGUGUGGGCCGCCGUGGACGUGCUCUGUUGUACCGCCUCCAUCCUCAGCCUCUGCACCAUCUCCGUGGACCGCUACGUCGGGGUGAGACACUCGCUCAAGUACCCCGCCAUCAUGACUGAGCGCAAGGCGGCCGCCAUCCUGGCCCUGCUCUGGGCCGUGGCCCUCGUGGUGUCUGUGGGGCCCCUGCUGGGCUGGAAGGAGCCCGUGCCCCCCGACGACCGCUUCUGUGGCAUCACCGAGGAGGCGGGCUACGCCGUCUUCUCCUCCGUCUGCUCCUUCUACCUGCCCAUGGCCGUCAUCCUGGUCAUGUACUUCCGAGUGUACGUCGUGGCCCGCAGGACCACGAGGAGCCUGGAGGCCGGGGUCAAGAGGGAGCGGAGCAAGUCCACGGACAUCGUCCUUCGCAUCCACUGCCGGAGCUCCGGAGCCGAGGACUCGCGGGCGGCCAAGGGCCACAACUUCCGCAGCUCCCUGUCCGUCCGCCUGCUCAAGUUCUCCCGGGAGAAGAAGGCCGCCAAGACCCUAGCCAUCGUGGUGGGCGUCUUCGUCCUCUGCUGGUUCCCCUUCUUUUUUGUGCUGCCCCUGGGCUCCCUCUUCCCCCAGUUGAAGCCGUCGGAGGGCGUCUUCAAGGUCAUCUUCUGGCUGGGUUAUUUCAACAGCUGCGUGAACCCCAUCAUCUACCCCUGCUCCAGCAAGGAGUUCAAGCGCGCCUUCCUACGACUGCUGCGCUGCCAGUGUCGCCGACGGCGCCGACGGCCCCUCUGGCGCGUCUAUGGGCACCACUGGCGGGCGUCGGAGGCUGGGUCAGACCCUGGAGGCUCCCGGCGAGACUGCGCGCUCCUCGGGGCGGCUCCGCUGACCCCACUAAACCGGCCCGCCUCCCUGCUGCCCGGAGGCCCUCCCGACGGGGCAGCCGGGCCACGGCUCAAGGCCACGGCCGCCUUCCGCGAGUGGAAGCUGUUGGGUCCCCUCAAGAAGCCCACGACGCAGCUACGGGCUAAGGUCACCAGCCUGUCGCACAAGCUCCGCGCUGCCGGGGCGUCGGGGGGCUCCCCGGGCGGAGGGUCGGCGGGCACCCCCUCCCGCAGUGAGGUGGAGUCCAUCUGCCUCGGGGUCCCCCAGGAUGGAGUAGAGGCGGCUGCCUACCAUGCCUACGACUUGGACGACUACUGUGGCCUCCGUGAGACGGAUAUUUAAGGGAGCCCCCUCCACCUCGUGGUCUGUGGGGCCCUGGCCGUGGGGUCUGGUUGGGGCUUUGUAAAAGAAGACCGUGUGUACUAUGGGAAAGAGUAGAGGCGGGUAGAAAACUGGACAAGGCAGAAAGGGGUGCUGCAGGGGGUACACCCCAAGGCUGCCCCAGAUCCAGACCUUGGCCCCACUUAGUUCAGUGCAUCCAUUGUCACACCAGGGCGUUUCUGGCCUCGAAUUCAACCGCAGCUGCGGUGGGAGAGGCUCGGGUCAGCUGGGACCAAGGCUUUGAGUCGGACACUGUUCCUUCUUCUGGGUUUAGGGGCUUUCCAGCAUCUCUCUCAAAAGGAAAACGCAGACACUUCCAUCAGUCCAACAGGUUGAAGAACAUCAACUUGAGGGUGCUUGCCUGGGGCCCUCCCUCCCCCAGGACCCAUCCCCACAAUGCAGUUCUGGCUCAAUCUGCCCUGGUCCAGACAUGGAGCCAAUCUCUGGCCCUAGUAUAGGAGAGACACCCCAAUCUGACUUUGCACCUCGGAACCCAUUGGGAAGACUUUCCAGACCCAAAGCUGGACCCCAGAUUUAAGGAAAGACACAGCCUGCUACCCCUUGGAACAUUCCUGCCCCACCCCCUCUGCCCAACCUUGGCCCUUGGACAGGGAGCUCCACUUCUGUCUCUAGGAGAGACAAAGGUCCCUUCCCACAUGAAUAAUAUCUGAGUCUAGGAGAGAAGCAGUGUGGUGGAGUGGCUAGAGGGCCAGCGUUGGAGUCAGGAUGCUCUGGGUUCAAGACCUACCUCUGACACACACUGGCUGUGGGCAAGUCACUUAACCUCUAGGUGACUCAGGAAACUAACUCAUUGAAGACUCAUGUUGCAGAUGAGUUCCUAUGUGAGUGCUGGGAGUUUCCACGCAAGAAGUUCCCUGCCUGAUGGACUCACAGAUCCAGAAUAGAUUCCCCCCUGGCAAAAUACCGGAACUCCUAGGAUCCUAUACUCCCUUUCCUGGGUAUUGUGGUCCCUGGCCACUCACCCCUAGGUGCUCACUGAUCUCCUGGAGAGGGCCUGACUGACUCAGGGGAGUCUAAAAGUCCUCUUCUCUUGGUCUGGCCUCAACUCACUGAAGCCAUGGCUGAAGGCCAUGAGUUGCUGUCCUGCUCCCUCCCCCCAUUAUUCGAGUUCUACUCACCAACUGCCCCCUUUUCCAAAGGGCAUUCCACCCAUUGGGAGUCUGUGGUGAGCUUCUACCACCUCUGAUCCCUGUUCCCCAGUAGCCUCCCUGCCUUGCAGACCUCUCCCUUCUACCUCUUUUCCCUCUGCCUCCCACGGACUCUCCAUUGCUUCUUGAGGGUACCCAGAGGAGAGGAGAGGGACCACCCCUCUGGAGAUGUAGGAGUUUUCCGUCCCCAAAUGCCCACCUCCCUGCCAGGCCCCUGCCACUGAGCAACACUCCCACCUGGACACGCCGUCUAUCUGCCCACCUGUCCUGACUGGCCUCUGCCCCCAUGGUUGCUCCUAACUGGAGCCAAGCCACACCGUCCUUACUGUUUACACUGUACAUAUCUCUGAGUGCAUGUUAUAAUGCUUCUUGCCAGUGCUUAGGAGCAUCAAUGGAGUGGUUUUUCUUUUCCUUUUUUGAGAUGUAUUUAUUGGUCAGAAUAUUUCUAUUUUGUGACUUUCUCUGUGCCCAGAAUACAGGGCACACUGUACCCCCUGCAAGCCCCUGCUCCUUUAAAAAUAGCUUUGCUUUCUUUGUCUAAAGUCCAGCAAGCACUUGGUGGCCAGAGAUGAUCAGCUGUGCGUAAACUGGCUUUAUGCUGAUGUUUCUGGCUUAUGCUGUAGGAGGGGAGAAUAGAUUCUAUUUGUUUAUUUAACUGAUUGCUGCUGUCCUUAGGAGCUGGUAGUGUGUCAGAAAGGUCUAUGAGAGAGGCAGUGUGGCAGAGGGGCCAGGGGACGAGUCUUGGAAGCAGGAAGUGCUAGGUUCAAAACCUACCUCUGACAAAUGCCACCAUUAAACAUUUUUAAAACAAAAGAAAACCAUCAAUUCUCCUCGGGGACAUAAGCACAACUUUUUACCUUGCCUCCUUCAACAGGUAGGUUUGAGAUGUGCCAGGAAUCCCAAAUGAUGAGGCAGCCAUCGAUCGGUCAAAUGAACAAAGCUUUAAAUUGCAAACAGAAACAGGAAAACAGGUUAAUGGACCCAAGAUCCUCAAAUCUGGCUGUGAUCUUUGGCUGGCAUCUUUUCAUUUCCUGUACCCUCACCAAACUAAUAAGCUUUUAUCUCUAUGCUGCCGUUGCCAGCCCAGGAGGAAUCAUCUUGUCCCAAAGGCUCUUGGGUUUCUGUUCACAGCUUGGUAAGAAGUCCAUGUUCUUAAGGAACUCGAAGAAAUAGGAAAAAAAGAAAUAAAAAGGGUAAUUUGAAGAUGUAAAACCCAGACAGCAUGGCCCAAAAUUACCAUAAAGGAAGGUUAAUGGUAUACAAGGGGAGAAUGGCAGCUUAAAAAUUACUGUAAUUUCAGACCUAUCAAACUUCUCCCAACCAAGAUUAAAAGGGUCCUGUAAUUCCAGGCCUAUAAUGUCAGAGGGGGAAAUGCUGGCUUGCCAUAAUUUCCAGCCUAUCACAUGCAUGAGACGCUUGAGUUUGGCUUGAGAGAGGCGGAUAUAUUCUGAUCCUCUCUACCCCUCUCCUGUAAGAUUGAAAUAUUAUGUCAGGCCUGUAUUGCACCCACUUUUGUCAAGGGGAGAAAUACAAGGUUACCACAUCAUUUCCAACCCAUUCCAACCUUUGGGCAAGUGGAGGGCUUUUAAGAUUGAUAGAGUUACAUAGUUUCCAAUCCCUCUUUCAAGGCUGAAAGGUCACCUUGUUUGCAGGCAAGAGGCUUCCAUUGGGUUGAGAAGUCUUAAGAAGCUGAGAAAGUAAACUCAAAACCAGUGUCAUAUUUUCAAUUUGUGAGGCCCCUGGAAGGGUUUGAAGGAGAGAGUCCAGAUCCCUAAAGGAAAGCAAGUUCUGGGUAGGCUAGAGUUCCAUGUGGUCUACAGAACCUAGUCAGGCUCCCAGGGUUGUGGGUAAUUGGCCAAAAUUGCCUGAUAGAGAAAUGAGACCUCACAAAAAGCAAGGAACUAGAAUUAUUUCUCUGGAAAAAGAGAAUACCAAGAAAACAUUAAAGGCUUCAGGUUCGUGAUGUCACUCAGCAAAGUCUGGGUAUGGAGCAGGGGGAAGAAGGCAGAUGUUGAAGUAAGACGGAUGUAGGCAAGACUUUGAGAUGCUGGACCCUGUGAUGAGCAAGGUGGGCAUGGGGAGUCCUCAAAUGGGGGAAGGAGGAUCCAUCAUCUGCCCUGGGGAAUACAGAAUAUAGAGAGGAGAAAGUGCAAAAGAGCCCCUGAUCCACAGCCCCUCCCGGCAGCCUGGUCUUACUUCCUGCUGUCCAUUAACACAUUGUGAAGUGAAUCAUCUGUCUUUCCACCACCUCCCGUGUCAGGCCCCUCUCCCCAGGUGCCUAGUGCCAUCAUGGGCACUGCCAGUCUGAGGCAGAGUCAGUUCUCACUGCCCUGCCCUGGUUUAUUUGGCCAGGGAGGACAGGAGCUCUCCUCUAAGCCAAGGGACUGAGCAUAUCAGGGAGUCUGGAAGGGGUAAUUUCCUGGAGGCUGGCAUUCCUCGAACUGCCAGCCCCUAGCCACCACUCAGUGCCAUCUCUGUCAGAAUCUGUGCCCCAAGGGGCUUCUGUGG
Trichosurus vulpecula (common brushtail) is the source of this 5447-nucleotide messenger RNA. RefSeq names its product adrenoceptor alpha 1D (gene ADRA1D). Lineage: Eukaryota; Metazoa; Chordata; Mammalia; Diprotodontia; Phalangeridae. The coding region runs from base 1 to 1731 and encodes 576 amino acids. Gene Ontology annotation, molecular function: alpha1-adrenergic receptor activity. Gene Ontology annotation, biological process: phospholipase C-activating G protein-coupled receptor signaling pathway; cell-cell signaling; positive regulation of cytosolic calcium ion concentration. The record is from RefSeq and is a predicted model, not a curated record. The transcript has 2 exons. Gene Ontology annotation, cellular component: membrane.